Bactrocera neohumeralis is the source of this 5348-nucleotide messenger RNA. It is a transcript of the gene Ltn1, whose product is annotated as E3 ubiquitin-protein ligase listerin. Gene Ontology annotation, biological process: rescue of stalled cytosolic ribosome; ribosome-associated ubiquitin-dependent protein catabolic process. The record is from RefSeq and is a predicted model, not a curated record. Gene Ontology annotation, cellular component: cytosol; RQC complex. Gene Ontology annotation, molecular function: ribosomal large subunit binding; zinc ion binding; ubiquitin protein ligase activity. Lineage: Eukaryota; Metazoa; Arthropoda; Insecta; Diptera; Tephritidae.
UUGCAGAUUGUGUACGAGUAGUGUUGAUAAAUAACGCAUGUUGAAAAUAUGGAUAUCAAAAGGAGUACUUUUAAAGUGAAAAGCAACUCCAAACCUUCCAGCAGCAGUCGCAGUGCUGAACUUCUUGGUACCCAAACUGGAAUUGGAUUCCCCACACAAUCAAAGAAAAUCAAUCGAUCAAAUGAAAUAGCGCAUUUUUCUGAUUGCACAACUAAUAAAAGCCUUCAUAAUGCAAUUCGUAAGCUCAAUAAAAAAGAUCCGACUACUAAAAAAAGGGCUUUGGAAGAGCUGAUUCAUGACAUAAAUGAAAGGAGUGUCGAGGAACUUGUGGUAAUUUUACCACUUUGGACUAAAAUCUACCUUGAAUUUGCAUAUGAUCCGAUACACAACAUACGCGAACUUACACAGGAAGUACAAAAAAUGCUUGCAUCGAAAUGUAAACGCAUGAUAGCCCCAUAUUUAAAAGAAUUAGUACCCGUUUGGAUCUGUUCUCAAUUUGAUAAUUACGUUCCAGCUGCUAAUAUUGCUCGUGCCAGCUUCUUCGAUAUUUUUAAUGCCAAAACAGACCGUGUUAAGGAAGUCUGUUUACAUUGUCAAUCAGAGAUACUAGAAUACAUAUUUAAUAAUCUUUCAGAAUCGUCAGAUAGCAAAAAAGGUACUGACAUUUAUGCAUUUGGCUAUAAUAAAGUUUACGGAAGCCUCGAACUUCUUGCUUUUUUUACUGAGCAAACGAAAACCGCAGAUUUGUCUUCAAAGUCCCACAAUAUAUUACGUUCCAUUAUAGAGUUUAAGAGCUUUUGGAACUGUGGAAGAAAUGGCAAUAAAUUAACAAGGAGAGCGUGGUUCAAAGCAAUACACAAUAUGAUUUUAAACACAUCUCUGAAUGCCAUAAUAUCUGAAUGGAAAAAGGAUAUUAUUGAAAUAUGUUUCUCAGGAAUUGAUGAAAGCGAUCGGAUAUUAUCUCUGCAUAUAUGGCAAUGCAUAUUGCUUGUACAAUCAACCUACGAUGAUUGGUAUAUACAUUUGGACUUCAGCAAUUCGGUUGAAUACAGGCUGUGGAGUUUGCUUCAAAAUAAUUUCUUUAAUAACUAUGAAAGCAUCUGUCCUAAAAUGUUACCAUUUUGUUCAGCAUUAAUAUCAAUUCGUAUUAAUAAUUUCGACUGGUAUAUUUUUAUGAAAUUGUUUCUAGAAAAACUAAAACAUGUUUUUUGUUCUGAAACCUUUAAGCCUAAUGGAACAGAUCAUCUAGCUAUGUUGAAUUCAUAUUUUGACUGUUUAAAGCUGGUAUUAAAUAAGAUGAAUAGUUCGGAAAUAUCGUUUGAUGAGAAACAACGAAAUACCUUGGAACUUUUACAUAAAAACAUAAUUGAUCCUACUAAAUGGUUACUCAGAGCAAAUAUAAUUAAUUCUUGUAAAACAUUUUUCGAUUCAACUCUUCAAAUGUUUGCUGACAUUCAAAUAGAAAGUGAAGAUAAUGAUCAAAUACAAGCAUAUCUUUUAAAGGAAUUCUGGAAUUCGAUAUUUGAUUUGGUAGCUUCACUAAUUACUGAUACAGAACAUUAUCCCGGGAUUAUUGAUAUCUUCCAAAGUCUAGUUAAAUUGAAUCAAGAAGGCAUAAGUAAUAAGUUGGACUUAUUAUUACCUAUUGAAGAAAAAGAUAGAAAUCAGAUUAAAUUAAAAAGCCUAGCCUCCGAAUUAGUUAAUCAUUGCUUAAAACGAAUUUCUGGUAAAGAAUGCGAAUCUUGUCUAAAACACCUGUUGUUACUUAUGGAUCUAUUUUCCGACACCAAAUUCCAUAUAAAUAUUACAAACAACUUCGAUAUUAUAAAAUCUUUGGAAAUAUUUAUUGACUUAAUACCUAUGGCGAAUGAAAAUCUUUACGUUGAUAUUGCCAAAAAUAUUUUCAACUUUUUAAAUUACUUGGACGGUGAUCAACAAUUCGAUUUUAUCAACAAUAGACUAAUCUGCGUAUCUUCUAGGCAUAUGCAAAUUUUGAUUACUGAGCGUUUAUUGUUGCAACCAUUGAAAAUUGGAAAACGUAAAGAUAUAUUGUUAUCCAGCCCAGAUGUCAGGACAAUAAUAAGUGAUAUAACAAGAGAAGCAUUACUCGAGAAGUCGAAAGAAAAAAUUAAUUGGUUGCAAACACUGUUUCUACAAAAUGAUAGUGGUAAUUUCUUCAUUGGUUCCACCUCAUUGGAUGAACUGCUAAGCAUAAUUUUUGAGCCUCUUGAAAGAGAUGACAACUAUGAGCUGGUUGAAUUAUGUAGCCAAAUUAUUUCUAAAGUGUUGCCGAAGAUAUUUUCAUGCGGAAGUGUGUUUAUUGAAACAAAAACCAAAUCAUUCAUUAAACUAUUUUCGUUUUUGAUUAAAUCGUCAGCAAAUAUUUCCCUUAGGGAAGAAACACUUUCUGAGCUAUCCAAAUGUUGGGAAAGUGUGUUAUGCGAUGAACAUAUCGUAAAUGAAGUGACAACUUUACAUUGCAUUUCAAAUUUGCGAAUGAUGAACACGCUUACCGUGUCCAAUAUAUCAAAAAGUGCAGAUUUUAUAAUUCGUUUUAUAUUCCGCAGUACUGCCAAAUACACUACAGCUCAAUUGAGACUUACUGCUCAAAAUAAUCUAAUAAAUAUGUUUACUACGACUAAGGAUAUUUCUGCAUUGCACGAAAAAUUGAAAAAUUAUACUUUAUUUAUGGAAGCCAUAAAUGGCAUUGUUUCCACAAAAGUAGAAGUGCACUAUGAAUGUUUAGAACUUCAGACCAUAAUCACAAUUUUAAAGAGAUCACUUUUGAACGUAUAUAUUAUCAAAAGAUUACAAGAAAAUGAUUGUAAAGAAAUGAGCACAAUAAAUCGCCAAUUAUAUGAUGAAUUGCUCAAUUGUAUAGUUCUUACAUCUGCUGCAGAAAGUGUUUUAAACAUUAAACCUGAGGAAUGUGUUGCUCUGAAGAUUUGGAUUGAAGAAGUACAGGAUCAAAUUAAAUUUUUGAUUCAAAAUGAAUCUAUUCUAUCGGAAAAAGUACAUGAGAUUCUUCUUCGAAAUGCUAUAGAAGCUGACGAAAUAUCGUAUUGUCGUUCUUUACACAUAUUAACUUACCAUCACCGAUAUUUGCCGUUCGAAGAAAGCGCAUCAAUCGUUUUUAACGAGGAACUUUUCAAACAUCUUAUUGCUAAAGACGCUUUAUCAGCUUACAUUAAUUUCUUACAGUAUCAAACUCCGCGCCUGAAUUACCGUAGUAUUACCGUAAGCAAUAUUUUUGAUUGUGCAAAAUCAAAAGAUAUUUGGAUAAAAUGUGCAGCCUUGCGCUGUCUUGUAAUAAAUAAUUUUAACUGUGAUGAAUUAAGGAUCAGUGACAGAAAUGUAAUCAAGCAGUUGUUGGAAUCUGUUCGAUCAAUUAAUGAAAAUUUUUAUAUACGAAAUAAAGUAGAAAUAAAUGAGCUUGAGUACGGGGCCGUUAUUGAACUAAUUGAAUACAUUCGACUCUUAACAGAAAUACUUAAAAAAAUACCUUUGAGUCUAGGUGCUAAAGAUUGGGAUAACAUUAUCAUUGGACUAGGUUCUUGGGUACCAAGCGUACAUAAAUCAAUCGAAAAUAUUGAAAACCCAAAGAUGACGUUAUUUACGAUCAAUAUUUGUAAGCUAUUUUCUACGUUCCUACAGUUUAUAAAAGGCGAGAAGGAACGUAGUUCAACCACAUUGCUGCAAGAUAUGGUAGAUGAGUGGGAGUCGUUAUUUUCAAAGGAUGCAAUUUGCAAAAUAUUCGAAUCGUUUUUUGGUCUUUUACAUCUACAAGAAAAGUUCACACCUGAAUACUUCAUGGUGUGUUUUAGGGAAUUAAAAAGCGUAAUAAUACUUUCCGAUUUUGAUGUCAUUUACAACUUUUGCAAGUAUAGUCGAACCACAUCUACGGAAAAUGUUUUCAACAUUUUGCUCAAAAACUUCUUUAACCCUAACAUAUUUUUAAAACGGACCUGCCAUCAUAUUUUGCACGAAUUAACUCAUGCCUAUGUUGUUGACGACAUUAAGAAAGUUCACACAUUAAAUGAUAACUUGAGUCAUGGUGGAAAAACUCAGCAUUAUUUAAAGUUAUUUGAAGGGGUUUUAACAUCUCAACUUAAUUUUGUUAAUAAGUAUAUAUCAGAAUUCAGUUUCAAAAUAUCUGAAAUAGAUGAAUUCGAGCCUAUUGAUGUUGAAAUGGGAUUUAGCUAUUUCUUGAUGUGGGACUGCAUAAUACAUACCUGUGUUAAAUCUCCACUCAAUAUACGCAAUAUAUACACUUCUUGGCUUUAUGAAAACAAAUUCUUCGAGAAAUUUUUGCUUUUUGUUAUACGGGCGAUGCCAGUAGAAGUUUUAAAAAACCAUGAUAGUAAAUUUCUAUCGUGUGAAAUUUUCAAUCGUCUUUCCCGGAAACAACUUAACGAUGAAAAUUUAACUCUCGAAAGGUAUGCUUGCCAUUUAUAUAUUGAAGUUUUGAAAAAAUUACCAGCAGUAGUUCGGAAGUGGUGGAGUGUUUCCCCAUCCCGCCAAAAAGCUUUUGUAGAUAAAUUAACUAUUAAUUAUGUUUCACCUUUAAUCUGCGAAGAGGAGUUAAAGGCAAUUGGUGCUAAUAAAGAGAGACAUGAAAAUAUGCAAGUGUCCGUCCAUUACUCAACAAGAGAAGUUAUAGCAACGUAUUUCAUUGAUGAUGUACGAACAGAACUUACGAUUACACUUCCAUCUAAUUAUCCAUUAGGUCCGAUUAAAGUUGAUUGCGGAAAAAGUAUUGGGGGCCGCUUAUCAUCACGUACCGAUGGCAUGCAGCUAGCGUUAUUCUUAAUGCAUCAGAACGGAACAAUAAUAGAUGGACUAGCGCUGUGGAAGAAUAACUUGGAUAAAAAGUUCGAAGGAGUCGAAGAAUGUUACGUGUGCUACACCGUUAUUAAUCAAGAUACCUAUCAGUUACCUAAACUCACAUGCAAAACUUGCAAAAAGAAAUUUCAUGGAUCGUGUUUGUAUAAAUGGUUUACAACCAGCAGUAAAUCAACAUGCCCAAUCUGUCGAAAUGUUUUCUAGUGACGAAAUGAGUCAACCAAUAAAAAAGACAAGCCAAUAGUGGAGAGGGAAGGAUGUUGUUCAUUCCAAGGCUGCUUACAAACAAAAUUAAUGGAAACUAUAAAUAUAUGUACUAAUAAAUAUUCACAAUGUUUUUUGAUUCAAUUCUGGUGAAAACGCGUUAACACUCUAGAUGUAUGUAGCAUUGACUAUCGGUUGUCCAUUCAAAGCACAACCGCUAUACCUUCAAAGAAGAAUAUACAUAUACAUUAUUUAUUGUAAUACAUUUUGGAUUGUUUAUAUAUUGUUAUUGCAUUGAGCUA